This is a messenger RNA of Fulvia fulva, 1404 nucleotides long. RefSeq names its product putative aspartic-type endopeptidase OPSB. The transcript has a single exon. Gene Ontology annotation, biological process: proteolysis. The record is from RefSeq and is a predicted model, not a curated record. NCBI's taxonomy places the organism in Eukaryota, Fungi, Ascomycota, Dothideomycetes, Mycosphaerellales, Mycosphaerellaceae. Bases 1 to 1404 code for a protein of 467 amino acids. Gene Ontology annotation, molecular function: aspartic-type endopeptidase activity.
AUGCGGUUCAACCUAAGCACUGCAUUUCUCUUAACAUCAAUAUUACCCGACGCUCAUGGCUGGCUGUUUGAGCGCGAAGCGGUAAUCGUCAAGCCACGAGUACUCCUCCAUCACAUAGAGCGGCAAGAUGCGAGCCCAUUUCUCUUGGGACAGCAUGGUUCUGCCACGGACAAGCGUCAGACUGGCCAUCUUGAAGUCCCUCUAUACAAUCAGCGAUCUUUCUACUUCAUGAACAUCUCAUUGGGUGGCAGCAACGGCCAAGGCAUAAGAGUGCAGCUCGACACUGGCAGCAGUGAUCUCUGGGUCAACACACAGGAAGGCAGCGAGACUAUCUGCAACUCGAAUCUCUUCGGUCAGUGCCAGUCUGGAACCUAUAAUGCCAACAGCUCCUUCUCCUACAGAUAUGUCAACAGCGACUUCAACAUUUCCUACGCCAGUGGUCGGCGUGUGACCGGUGAUUAUGUGACCGACUACCUGCAUAUUGGAGAAUACUUGGUGAUAAACCAGUUUCAGUUCGGCAUUGGGUACGACUCCACCAUGCAGAAUGGGAUCCUAGGGAUCGGAUAUCCUGCAAAUGAAGCUACAGUCCAGCAAGGCGGUCAGCAGUACCCCAACCUCCCUCAGCGCCUUGUCGACGACGGUCACAUCCAAACAAUGGCCUACAGCCUAUGGCUCAACGACCUACACGCCGCCACGGGAUCCAUCCUCUUCGGUGGAAUCGACACAGCGAAAUUCGCCGGCGAUCUCGUCACAGUUCCCAUCAGACCAGGCUCGCCACGCUUCAUCAUUGGCCUCAGCGGUGUGGGCCAGAACGGAGACGCCACGUCCAUGUCCGGUAACAUCAACCUAGAUGCCCUCCUCGACUCCGGCUCAACUUAUACAUACCUCCCCGACGACCUCACCCAAGACAUCUACAAAGUCGUCGGCGCCGAACUCGUAAACGUCACAAACUUCCCCGGAGGCCUGAAAGCUGCGGUCAUAGACUGCUCCGAAGCUCAAAGCGACCGCGUCUUCAAUUUCCAGUUCGCGACCAACAAGGUCUUGAAGGUGGGCAUGAACGAGCUGGUGCAGAGGGAGAGCAAUAUCGAGGAUGCUAAAUGUGUCUUUGGGAUUCUGCCGGUCUCGGAUAAUGCGGAGGCUAUCAGUGUUAUUGGGGAUACGGUGUUGAGGAGUGCGUAUGUGGUGUAUGAUUUGCAGAAUGAUCAGAUUAGUCUGGCGCAGACGGUGUUUAAUGCUACGGGGGAGAAUGUUGUGGAGAUCGAUGGGAGGGGGGUGUUGAAUACGACGGGGAUAAUGAGUGUACAGGGGGAUGUGCCGUCGUCUGCUGUGAGGAGUUCGAGUGUGUCGUUGCUACUGCUUGUUGUCUUACUCACUUGUUGUCUUGGAUGGCAACCGGUGCGGUGA